Molecule: messenger RNA, 1039 nt
Organism: Hemicordylus capensis (graceful crag lizard)
Lineage: Eukaryota; Metazoa; Chordata; Lepidosauria; Squamata; Cordylidae
Gene: UCN3
Product: urocortin 3
Exons: 2
Coding region: 234-713 (159 amino acids)
Biological process (GO): cellular response to nutrient levels; adenylate cyclase-activating G protein-coupled receptor signaling pathway; hormone-mediated signaling pathway
Cellular component (GO): extracellular region
Molecular function (GO): corticotropin-releasing hormone receptor 2 binding; hormone activity
Source: RefSeq, a predicted model, not a curated record
AGUUGGAGGUGGUGGGGAGGAGGGGAAAAGAGGUGUUUCCAGAUAAAGAAUUAAAAAACCACCACCACACCACCCAUAUUGCCAGCUUCUUUAACAAUCCAAGGCAAGGGAGGGAACUGAAGUUCAGGUUAAUGUGCUGGAUGCCUUCCUUCUUAUCCUGAGAAAGCGACGGUGCAACAGUGACUGAGAGAACUCACACUCCUGGUUCCCUAGCACAACCACAGGGCGCAGCCAUGACUCACCGCAGACUCUGGCUCCUCCUGCUGAUCCUAUGCGCAGCCAGGACAGGCCUCUCCCUCAAGCUGUACAAGGCCGAAUCCAUCUUCAGCUGCAUCAACGCCGCCCUCUCGGAGGCCAGGAAGGGCCUCUCGGAUGAGAACUCCCUCCUGGGAAAGAGGAGCUUCAAGUUCCCGCCAGGUGAAGAAGGCGUCUCCUCGGAAGAUGACGAAGAGGACGCCGAGGCAGAGGAGGAGGAAAAGGGGAAAAGGACAUUCCCCGCCGUCACCCGUUACAAAUACCUCGCUCAGGCACAGGGGAAGGGGAAGGUGUAUCAGGGGCAGGCCAAGAACGACCGUCGCACUAAAUUCACGCUCUCCCUUGACGUCCCAACCAACAUCAUGAACAUCCUCUUCAACAUUGCCAAGGCCAAGAACCUGAGGGCGAAGGCAGCUGCCAACGCUCAGCUGAUGGCGCAGAUUGGCCGGAGGAAGUGACGAGGGCCGGGGAGGUGGGGACCAAGGGAAGGCCGAGGCAGCCGUGGGCAGGGCGGCCGUGGGCAGGGCGGCCCCCACCCGGAGGGCUGGGCUUUCGGCCUUCCUUUCCUCGACAUUCCCAGAGAUGGAACUCUGUCCGCUGUACGAUACGAUCUACGCGCAGAAUAUUUUCAACCUUCAAAGCCGCCUCCCAUCUGCCGCACUCCUUUCUCUUUCCUCUCAGUUCUCCUCAGAUGAACCCAUGCUAAGUGGAACUACUGCAUCUGAGCUUCUCACAAGAAAUGAGGAGGGCGGAGUGGGGGGAGUCCGUUCACUUUGCAUAAUGC